This is a messenger RNA of Sphaeramia orbicularis (orbiculate cardinalfish), 4674 nucleotides long. It is a transcript of the gene tmbim1a, whose product is annotated as transmembrane BAX inhibitor motif containing 1a. Gene Ontology annotation, biological process: negative regulation of apoptotic signaling pathway. The coding region runs from base 276 to 1283 and encodes 335 amino acids. The transcript has 12 exons. Lineage: Eukaryota; Metazoa; Chordata; Actinopteri; Kurtiformes; Apogonidae. The record is from RefSeq and is a predicted model, not a curated record. Gene Ontology annotation, cellular component: membrane; endoplasmic reticulum; Golgi apparatus.
UGUGGACUCCACCCUGAUCCUCAGUGUUCCAGGAAAUGUUCUCCACUGCUGCUGCUCAACACUGUCUCUCCUCAGCAGGUUGAAUCCAAACCUUUACCGAACAUCUACACCGAGGAAAGUUGACGUUUCUGACCCACGGAGGGUGCGCGUGGACGCGGAAGUCUCAGCUUAAAAAAAAAAAAAAAAAAAAAAAUUACAUAUUUAUUUAUUUAUUUAUUUAAUUCAUCUGUGGGAAUAAACCCGAGCAGAAGCACUCCGAUCUCCUUCUUGGCGUCAUGUCCAGGUCAGACUACCCUCCAGGGUACAGUGACUCCCACAACCCACUCUAUGGUCCUCAGGGUGGGAACUACCCCCCACCCCCUGCCUAUGGCUUCCCAAGCUACGGGACCCCCCAGCCGGGCCAACCCUCCGCUCCGUACCCCACCGGCCCCAACGCCCCCCUGUACCCUGGCCAGCCUGGGGGCUACCCACCCGGCCCGUACCCAGGACAACCCGCUGGACCUCCUGGAGCUGGAUACCCCAGUCAACCCCCCAUGCCCCCUGUGAUCCCCCCCACCAUCCCGUCAGACGUCCUUAGCUCUGAUGAGGGGUUUGCAGCGAGCGACGGCGGCUGGGACAGUCUGAGCAUCCGACAUGCCUUCAUCAGAAAGGUGUAUCUGAUUUUGGCGGUUCAGCUCCUCAUCACCACAGGCAUCGUUUCUGUUUUCACAUUUGUCCAACCCGUUAAAUACUUUGUACGGAGAAACCCGGCGGUCUACUGGGCAUCCUAUGCCGUGUACAUCGUCACCCACCUGGUGCUGGUCUGCUGUAAGGGUCCCAGGAGGAAGUUCCCGUGGAACGUCAUUCUGCUGUUGAUCUUUACUCUGGCUUUGUCCUAUAUGACCGGAUCUGUAUCCAGUUACUAUGACACUAAAGCAGUGUUUCUCGCUAUGGCCAUCACCGUCGUCGUUUGCAUCGCCGUCACCGUCUUCUGCUUCCAGACAAAGGUCGACUUCACCAAGUGCCAGGGCCUGUUCUGUGUCCUCGGGAUCGUAACAUUCGUGACUGGCAUCAUUACAGCCAUCGUUCUGUCUUUUAAAUAUAUUUAUUGGCUUCAUAUGGUCUAUGCAGGUCUGGGAGCUAUAGUCUUCACUAUGUUCCUAGCGUACCACACGCAGCUGCUGAUCGGCAACAGGAAACAUUCCAUUAGCCCCGAGGAGUACGUGUUCGCUGCGUUGUCCAUCUACGUCGACAUCAUCCAGAUAUUCCUGUUCCUGCUUCAAAUCAUCGGUGCAUCAAAAUAAGUCAAGUACCAGUAGAGGUCAACAGGGGAUGGACAAAGACCCUGCUGUUUCACAACCAUUCCAUGAUGCUUUUUUACAUCAAAUCAGAAUAUAAAGUUACAAUGCACUCCAGAGGUAGUGUCUUAGUAGUAUGCACGUAAGACGCACUUUUAUACAGUUUUCUGGUGGUAAACGCUGAAAGGACGGUGUCUGUAGAUUCUGCUUUGCUUGUAGACGUACAAUUACACGUGAACCCUAGUGUCACGACUAGUGCUGGGCAGUAUGACCACGAGUCACCAGGGACGUUUCACCGCAUAGGUAUAUCGUAUGUUAAAUUUUUUUUUUUUUCCACAACUGCGCUUUUAAAUAGGUCUCUGAUUUUUUUUAUCCUAUAAUAUUAAUCAUGAUUUUCUUCAGGUUUCUUGGAGGCUGUGAUAGCAAUCAGAACUUAAUUUCAUUUAACAAUCUUUUGUCUCAUUACUAGAGAAGAGGAUUAGGGCAAUAUAUAUAUUUUUAUUAUCAUUCUGAGAAAAAAAGUCAGAAAUUCUGAGAAAAAAGUCAGAAAUUCUGAGAAAAACUCAGAAAUCUAAGAUUAAAGUCAGAAUUCUGACUUUUUUCUCAGAAUAAUAAAAAAAUAUAUAUUGGACCUUUUUUUCCCCAGUGGCCCUAAUCCUCUUCUGUACAUUACAAUAUUAUUUUUUAAAAAAAGUAUAUAUAUUGCUCAUUGUUGAGGUAGACAUUUUUGUGUGACAUAAAUAUAAUGAUGUCAAAAUAACAUUGGUUAAACAAUAAUGAAGGAUCUUAAGUGUAAUUUAGCAAAAUAUGGUAAACCUCUCAGGGGAUUAAUUUCAGUUUUCACUUGAUUUUAGGAAAACCCUGACGAUAAAACCUUAAGUUUACUAUAAAGUACUGAUAAUGUAUGAUACAGCUGCAGAAUGCAAACAAUAUUUAUACUAUUGAUACGUAUGAAAACAACUUAAUUAUUAUUUUCUGUAUGAAACUAAAUCCUGACUGUCUGUAGUAGGACAUGUCUUUACUUCGGUGGAUUGUUACUGCAUUAAUAUUGUCAAGAUAUGGAUAAUUAUCUGUUUUCUAAAGUAAAACUGAUUUUUAGAACAGUUUAUAGGCGUCUCCAUGAAGCUUCUGGCAGCAAAUGGUAUAUAAUUUGUUUCCCAUAUUAACUGCUCUUGGUUUAGUUAUGCUACAAUAAGGCACAUUUGGAAAAUUCAGACGACAUAGGAAAAUGAAACUGGCUCACGUGGUAUACUGUUCAGCAUUAGUCUGGAUGAAGUGGGACAAAUGGGCUCCUUAAACGUGUUGCAGCACAAAGACACCUCUGUUCCAGGAAUUCUGCAGGUCAUUAAGUGAAAAAAAAGAUUUUUGGCCUGGAAAUGUCUUUCUUGUUUGACAGGUCAUAAACAUUGAUUGGAUUUAAUUCUUGUUCUGUUGAAAAUAAUGAACUUGAAUCCCAUAGAUUACCUGUUACAAGCAAACAUUAGGAAAAAAAUGCUAACAGUGGCUGUUUCACUUGGUCCAAAAAGCGAAAAAGUGCACAAAUUGAUAAUGUAGGUAACGUGUAGGACAAAUCAGGUUCUUGUUGAGGAAAGUGCUGAAUCAAAUGACACCAAAAAAGGCUGAAAGACUGUAGCAAAAAUGUACAAUGUAGAGAACAGGUACAAAGCACUAAUUAUAAAGAUGACCAAAACAAUUCAGAAACAUAAUGGCAUUAGAGUAGCACGGGACGUUACAGAAAACCAGCAUAAAUACAGUGUAAACUUUAGGAGAUUCGCCAAAGUCUAGUUAAAUAGGUCUAAAACUGUGUUCAAAAGUACGUAAAUGUAACUAUAGCUGCACCAGUUCAUAGAGUAGUCAACUAUAAAAUUAUUUACGAGUUAUUUUGAUUAUUUGACUAAUUGGUUUAGGUUAGAAAAGGCCAAAUUAUGGGUCUAUUAUUGUAGAAGAGUUGUGUUUUUGUGAUUAGAGUUGGGUGACACAGCCAAAACAACUAGGAUUUUAAGCUUUAGGAUUAAUAUAUUACACAAUUAAUAUAUAAUAAGAGGCAAACAGGUUGCAUAUUGAACUUUUGUUGAGUAAGAAAUGUGCCCAGAGGAAUAAUCUUAGGAUUUUUUUUUUUUUUUUACAAUUUUCAGACAGAAAAACAUUGAUCGAGUUAAUUCAAUGUUAUUCAGUCCUAGUUGUAAUCAAGUUGAAAUAUUUGCACAAAAAAAUGUAAAUCUUAAUGGAUAUUUUCAAGUAUAUUGAGAUUUGUAAACAUGUACAGAGAUAGUAGUGGCAGAAAGUUCCAGUAUUUUGCACUAAGAGCUCAGUCAGUCCAUUUUUUUUUUUUUUAAAUAUCUCUAUAUAUUAUCAGAAUUCUGCCAUCACAUUAACAAAUCUCAGUACACGAUUGGACAUUUUUCACAUAUUUACAAAUGUGACAACUCUGUACACUCAGAUCCAAAUAAUAAAGCUCUAAAAUUAAACUCUUAUGAGCUAUUUUUGUUAUCAUUAUAUUUGUCCAAACAAGUGUACCUUUAGUUGUACCAGGCAUUAAAAUGAACAAGAAAUUGAAGAAAACAAGGACAGUCUAAUAAUAUUUUCCACAACUGUACAAAAUAAUCUCAUUCCAGCCACUUAAUUGUGAAUAUUUUCUAUUAUUACUCCUCUAUAAUUCAAUAACUGUUGAAUUUUCCACCACACAAACACAUUUGAGGAUGUCAUCACGGGCUUUGGGAAAUGCUGAUCAAUAUUUUUCACCAUUUUCUGACAUUUUAUAAACCAAACAACUUAUGAAGGACAUUAAUUGACAGUGAAAAUCACCAUGAGUUGCAUUAUUUGCCCUGAACCUGCAGAAACCCUGUCUUGAAUGUCUCGGCUGCACUCGGUGGUUCAUGUUUGAUGCUUUUGCUGCUGGCUUUAAAUACACAUUUUGCUGUAACGAAUAAAUCACUAGUGCCUUCACAACGAUAACAUAUCUGAGGUUACAUCUUACUACUUUACAGGGUUGUAUUCGGUAAGCUUUUAUAGUAUUGUUACAUGCAGUAUGUGCUUGUGCUCGUGUCCACAAACAGGCGUCUGUUCAUAUAUUAUGUUACAAUCAGACACUGAGUGCCAACAGGGUGGAUUUUUCCACACAGGGAAGCACAAUCAACUCUGUGUUACAUCAUAUUGGGAACAAGUCUGAGUUUUAGCUCAUGUUUCGGUGUCAGAAAACUGCAAAGACGAUCUACCGCACCCAGCUGGUACUUCAUAUGUUUGUACCCGAACAUAAAGUCUGACCCAAACCCUUAAAACCCUGUGACGUAAAUCUAUUUUGAAUGUACAGAACCCAUUUUUGUAAAUACAUAUAUCAAUGCUUAUGAGACUCUGUUUGCAUUUUCAUAACAAAUAAAGAUUUUAUUUGUGAAUUUGA